AAUUAGCAGGCAGGGUAACAUCAGUUAGUCAGCGGAAUAUCAAGCUUAUAGCUGACCUUGUCAAAGUAAAAGUUUUGGUAAAAGAUAUCGAAGGAAAAGUACUGGGAGGAUAUGAUGAGAAUAUCUAUGAAGCAAUAA
This is a messenger RNA of Funneliformis geosporum, 138 nucleotides long. NCBI's taxonomy places the organism in Eukaryota, Fungi, Glomeromycota, Glomeromycetes, Glomerales, Glomeraceae. The record is from the annotation of a GenBank genome assembly.